This is a messenger RNA of Tribolium castaneum (red flour beetle), 2360 nucleotides long. RefSeq lists its product as uncharacterized. The transcript is spliced from 7 exons. Gene Ontology annotation, biological process: regulation of cell cycle. Bases 283 to 1878 code for a protein of 531 amino acids. Lineage: Eukaryota; Metazoa; Arthropoda; Insecta; Coleoptera; Tenebrionidae. The record is from RefSeq and is a predicted model, not a curated record.
GUGAUGUCUCAUGUGUCAGUUGUCACUGCGACGUAAAUAUUUUCCUUGUAGGUCUGUGUGUUAGUGGACUUUUUUUAAGCAAAAAGUGUGUGAAAUAGUGUACGAAAAUGUGCAAGUCGCUGAUAUUAUUCCUGUUGAACAGUAUCGAGUUUCAUAUAUGCGCUUUUCAUCGCAAAUCAUUAACAAUGUGCAAUAAAAGGACUAUGUCAAUAAUGGAUCUUCAGUGACAUAACACUCCACUUCCCCCCAUACACAACUACUAAAAAAGCAAUAAAAAAUCUAAUGGCAACUUCAUUAAAAAGAAACCGUUCGCGACGUCGCAUUGCUGCUGUUACUUUCUUAUCAAAUAUUUCCCUGGACGGCAGUUACAGAGACACCAGAUUAUCGUUACUUCCCCGUAACGGGGCUAUCAUCAAAACCACCGGUCUCCUAGCGGCGACCGAUGAACCCCUCGUCGAAGAAUCCGACGGUCCGGACGACUGCUUCAGCGACACGGACCACUCGAAAGAGAAAAUCCCCAAUCCGAAAAAGAAAUUCCAAAAAUCGAAACAUUACAACGUCGACGGACACUCGCUGAGUUCCGACUCGGAGAGUGUCACGCCGAUCAAAUCCCACCUCGAGGAAGCCGCCAAAAGCAUCAAGGACGGCAUUUCCGAGCGCAAAAUCAUCCCCACGUUUCGCAAACGCAUCCCGCAUCAGGGCUCGUUGGGGAGCGACACAGAGAAGCACCACUAUGGCAGCAGUUCCGAGAGUCUGGGCCCCUCAAUUUCGCGGUGCAAGACAAGUCCAGCCCCACCCUCGAUCCCGGAGGCGACGAAAGAAAUUAAGAUCAUCAAAGCGGCGAAAACGCACCGUUUUAAAGACGAAAGAAUCGUGAUGGUGACUUCGCGGUACAUACCAUUCAUGGUGUGCUCGAUAAUACCGUACAAGAAGAGUCACAGGAACGAGGCGAAACGGGAAAGUGGGCGGAAAAGGACGACUUCGGGGACGCGGCCCUUGUCGGCGGCCGCCGACGGCUUGGACCCCUUCGAUUCUUUGGGGAUCGAGAAAGCCCCCGAUGGACAGGAAUUUUCGUACGGGUACUUGUUGGUACCAACGAAACCGGUGAAAGAGUUUAGAGAGAAAAGGUUGAACACUAUUGACGACCCGACGGAGCCCGGGCAUGUCUCAUUUAACGUUACGAAACGUCCGCACCAUGUUUUCGCCCGGACAAAAGUUUUAACGUGGCAACCUGACUACAAAUGGUCGUUUUCGUACGAUCAGGCUUCAAUUCGAGCCAAUACGCACGUGGUAGCCGCAAGUCCGCCCCCGGACGCUAAGGACGAAACGUCGUUAAACUCCCUAGUCUAUCACCCGAAUUUACUAGACGACCCGGAAUUGAUCGCCGGGAAACACCGGACUUUACUAACUUUCACGUCUUAUAUGACGUCAGUUAUCGAUUAUGUGCGACCUUCUGACUUGAAGAAGGAAAUCAACGACAAGUUUCGGGAGAAAUUCCCGCACAUUCAGCUCACUUUGAGCAAAUUACGAAGUAUCAAGCGCGAAAUGCGUAAAAUCGCAAAAACCGAAUGUAACAUUGAUCUGGUGACCGUAGCUCAAGCGUACGUCUAUUUUGAAAAAUUGAUAUUACGUGGACUGAUUAAUAAACAAAACAGAAAGUUGUGUGCUGGCGCAAGUUUGAUAUUGUCGGCGAAACUCAACGACGUUAAAGGAGACGGCUUGAAGACGCUUCUUGAAAAGACAGAAAACACAUUCCGACUGAACAGGAAGGAACUUGUGGCAGCUGAAUUCGCUGUUUUGGUAGCACUGGAAUUCGGGCUUCAUAUACCAACGUGGGAGAUCUUCCCUCACUAUCAGAGAUUGUUAUAUGAAUCUUGACCGAUGCUUUUUAAUGUCUUGCAUGCUCAACAUAUUUUCGUUUUUAAUAAUCUUGCCAUUUAAAGUACAAAUUGUCAAUCUCCUGUACUUAAUUUCUCUGACGACGAACUACUGAUAUUAUCUAGGGUAGAUUGUAGUACUUUUGUAUGAGACUUUGACGAGGGUUUGAAAGGUGGCUGUGAUGCAUAUUGUGGAAUUUUUGGUUAGUUAGGUACCACCUUUCUUACUGAAGGUCCUUAAAGGCCAGGUGAUAUAAAAAGGUACUUGAAUUUAGCAUACUUAAUUUUUUCUAUAGUCGGUGUGUUCCUUGUUAGAUUAAGAAAACUUUGUUUUUUAUAUUUGUUAAUUCGACUUUAUUUAGUUUGUUGUUCCAUGAGGUUUUUCGUGGAAGAAAAUAAUAUUACUGGCGCUUCUUAGAUGUAACAACUCUCCAUUAGUGUGCUUUUUCUGUUAUGUGCCAUUUAAAUAAAAUCUUACGGAAG